AUGGGGAUUUCAACAAAAGUAGUUAAUUUGAUUGAAAAAAUAUACAGAAAUACUAGGUCGGUGGUAUGGACUGGAAAAGACGUAUCAGAGCAUUUCUAUACUUACACUGGAGUACGACAAGGAUGUUUAUUGUCACCAUUGUUAUUUACCUUGUAUCUAAAUGAUCUGCACGACGGGCUAGAAGGUGGAGUGCUGAUUGAUGAAUUAAAUAUUCGUGUGUUAUUGUAUGCUGAUGACAUAGUGAUUUUAGCGGAAGAUAGAGAAGUAUUGCAAAAAAUGAUAAAGAACUUGGAAAAUUAUUGCAUCCAGUGGAAUAUGGUUGUAAAUUUGGCAAAAUCAAAGAUAAUGGUCUUCCGAAAUGGAGGUAGACUAUCGACAAAUGAAAAAUGGAUAUAUCACAAUCAAGAAAUCGAAAUCGUGAAUGAAUAUAUUUAUUUAGGGGUCACAUUAACACCAAAAAUGACCUUCACAAAACAUGUCGAGGCCAGAAAUAUAAAAUCGAAAACGUGCAUAAAUGCUACCUGGAAGGAACUUAUAAAUAAGCCACAGAUAUCACUAAUAGCAAAAUGGAAAAUCUUUCAAAGCGUAUGUAGAACGACACAGUCUUAUGCGGCACAAGUGUGGGGAUUUGGAUGGUUCGAUGAAGUUGAUAAGCUACAGAGAUACUUCUUAAAAAGGGUAUUGAGGCAACCAGAUUCACUGCCAAACUACAUUUUAUCAUUAGAAACAGAUGUACAGGACAAUCACUUCUACACUCUAAAGCUUCACUUGGAUUAUGUUGGAACUACGUUAUUUAAAUAUGAAACCCGAAGAUUACCACAUAUACUGUCCUCCAAAAUAUGGGAGAAAAGAAUAUUUUGGGCAAAGACCAUAGAAACCUUGGCGUAUCAAGUAAAUAUUUCAACAUCUAAUAUAGAUAUAAAUACGCAGGAAUGGAUAAGAGAAAUGGACGAUAUGUCAAAUAAGCUAAAAAUACAGAACUAUAGACAAAAAAGACGGAGUGCAAAUGCCAGCGAAACCAGAUUUUACCGUUUUCUGAAUCCAGAGGUUGGAAUAGAGUAUAUGGCCAAUAGUAGGAAUUUGGAUCAGAUUUCUAUUUUAAUGAGAACAAGAGCCGAUGUACUCCCUUUAAAUGGAAACUACCAUGGAAAUGAAGAAACAAAGCUAUGUACUCUCUGCAAUACACGUGAAGUCGAGAAUAUGCAACAUUUCAUUGCCAAAUGUCCAAUAUUAUGUGAAAUUAGACUGUCCAAUUCGCCAGCUGUUAAUCUGGAGCACCGUUCUAUGUGGGACAUUUUAGAUGUCAGUAUGAAUGCUCUGAAGAAAGGCAUUGUACGGCAAUGGUCCAGAAUACCGGCAGAUUUCAUUCCAACAGCAAUCAAUUCGUUUUUUGACGAACCAGGAGAAAUAUUCAAGGGAAAAGGUGGUCAUAUCGACGCCAUGGGAUAG
This is a messenger RNA of Stomoxys calcitrans (stable fly), 1449 nucleotides long. RefSeq lists its product as uncharacterized. NCBI's taxonomy places the organism in Eukaryota, Metazoa, Arthropoda, Insecta, Diptera, Muscidae. Bases 1 to 1449 code for a protein of 482 amino acids. The record is from RefSeq and is a predicted model, not a curated record. The transcript is spliced from 2 exons.